AUGGAACCUACAUGCGCUGGACUGUGGGAGGGCUUUCAAAAAGACCCGAUCUUGAAAGGACACAUCUGUUCUGACAGAGAGAGGGACGUACUGGAUGCAGAAGGAACAAGACUCUGCAAUCAACACCGAUCAAAUUGCAUCAAAAGAAGACAUAAGAUUAAACCAACCAUUCAGACUUCGUCGUCCUCUGCUUUUGUCAGCCCUACAGAAGAUGAAAGCACAGAACUGGUGGACUGGCUAACGCGUUAUGGCUAUCUUCCUCCUCCUGAUCCCUCAACCGGGCAGCUCCAGGCUUGGACAGCCGUCACCCAGGCCUUAAGAACCAUGCAAAAUUUUGCCGGCCUCAAUGUAACAGGAGCUGUAGAUAAGGACACACUAGACUUGAUGCGCCAACCGCGAUGCUCCCUUCCAGAUGAGGAUAAGGAACAGGAUCCCCUGCAUGCAGGCAGACGCCGGGAGAGACGGGGGGCUGCCUGGACAUACAGAAACAUCAACUGGAGGUUGCGGUCAUAUCCCACUCCCUCUGCUCUUUCCCGUGAGACAAUUCGCUCCCUGGUGUUCUAUGCCCUUAAGGUCUGGGCGGAGCCAAUUCCACUGGAAUUCCAUGAGGUGGGCAGCCCAGUCGGAGCUGACUUACUGGUGGAUUUCCUGCACGGCUCGCACGGCGAUGGGUUUUCCUUUGAUGGGCCGGGGGGGUCUGUGGGCCAUGCUUUCUUUCCAUCUGAUCCUGUCAGAGCUGGCGCAGUUCACUUGGACUCGCAGGAAGACUGGGCUUUCAGGCAACCUCCCUCUGAGGGUAUUGAUCUCUUCACAGUGCUGGUGCAUGAGUUUGGUCACGCCCUAGGAUUGUCCCACUCUUCCUCGAAGCGGUCUGUCAUGAGACCAUAUUACCAGGGCUCACUGGGGGAUCCCCUGUACUUCACCCUCAGCUCCCUGGACAAGGAGCAGAUCACUAAACUAUAUGGUAACCGAGAUAAUAAUCUGGCCAUAGAUUCAACUGAUACAGCCUUACAGCCUCACUUCAGACGCAGGGAAUAUAUUACUGAACAACAAAGAAAUACUGUUGAUCGCUGCUCAACCAGCUUCGAUGCAGUGGCCAAAAUUAGAGGGGAGACCUUUUUUUUUAAAGGUCUCAGUAUGUGGAGGGUCAGCCGAGGAGGGCUGGUAUCCGGGAAACCCGCCAUCCUCCGGCAGAUGUGGAGGGGUCUUCCCCCCAGCCUGACCUCUCUCCAGGCAGUCUUAGAGAGACAGUCAGACCACGGAAUUGUCUUCAUUAGUGGCCCCCAGUAUUGGUUGUUUAAGGGUCUCUCCCUCCAAGAAGGGUACCCGCGACCUCUGUCUGAUUUAGGCGCUGGAGGACAGGAGGUUGAGCAAGGGCUGGUAUGGGACAUGGAAAAGGGUGCAGUUUGGGGGAAUAGAGAAGCAGAAAACAAUAGAGAAGAAAAUGGAGACAUCUGGAAAGAACUCCUAAGAAAAGGUGUGGAUGGAAUCACCACAGAUGAAGAUGGCUCCAUACACAUUUUUAGAGGCCAAUUGUACUGGAAGUUUUCCUUUCCGGGAUCCUCCCCCGCAGCAGGAUUUCCACGCUCCCUGGCCGCGGAUUGGCUCGAUUGUCCUCAGCCUUUUUCAUCUGCUCCUGGAAGCCUCUCUUUUUCACAAGCCACCGGUAAAGAGGGGUUUCACGGAACUGAGAGGGCCGGGGAAGUGGACGAGGAGGACAGAAGGCAUUCUGGCAAGUAUGGGAAAAAGACAGGAGGCAACGGUGUACUAGAGCAAUGGGCUUGUCCUUGUCUAAACAGUGGGGUGCCAGAGGUUGACCUGAUGUGGCGCAAAAUUUCAUUGCUAUUACCUCUGCUUUUGCCAUAUUUUCUGACUGCAGCAUCUAUCUAAAAGGUCUACGGGGCAUGUCAAUCUUUGAAGGACAAAUACCAAGCUAACACUGAGAUUGUAUGAUACUGGAAAAAAGAUAAAUGAUAGUCUAAAUAAUAGAAAGUAAUUGUAUUUCAUCUUUGAAUGCAAUUUGCAUGAUGAAUGCAGUAUUUGCUUUUGUAAAUACUUAAACAUUUCUUUAAAAAAAUGUAGUGUUUGAUCAUAAGCUAGGAGUUGUGGAAAUGUUCAAUUCAUAUUUUAUUAAAUGUUUUAUUUUAAAAAUAUCAAAGAAAUAAUAGUAAUUGAACUCAUCAUUUAAAAUGCUUUUAAUUUUCAUGACAAUAUGAACACGGACCAUGAUGAUUUAAAUUAUAAUAAAAUUAGUAAUAAAAACAAAGCAAAUAAGAAAUCAUUCACCUUUAAAUUAAUUCAGAUGAUUUUUGCAAUAAAUAAUUUUAAAAAUCUUUAGAAGUUAACAUAGAUAGGAGCAAAAUUACAUAAACUAUGCCAUUUAAACUACAAUUAAAUGUG
This is a messenger RNA of Brienomyrus brachyistius, 2400 nucleotides long. It is a transcript of the gene mmp17b, whose product is annotated as matrix metallopeptidase 17b. Gene Ontology annotation, biological process: extracellular matrix organization; proteolysis; collagen catabolic process. The record is from RefSeq and is a predicted model, not a curated record. The transcript has 14 exons. Lineage: Eukaryota; Metazoa; Chordata; Actinopteri; Osteoglossiformes; Mormyridae. Gene Ontology annotation, molecular function: metalloendopeptidase activity; zinc ion binding. The coding region runs from base 1 to 1890 and encodes 629 amino acids. Gene Ontology annotation, cellular component: extracellular matrix.